AUUGGAUUAUCUCUCAUCGAGAACGUCCGACGCCGGCCGAGCGGUACCGAGAGCACCGUAACGAGACGCAAAGUACAUCGGGAAAGAAUAUACACCGAUGGUGGAUCGGUAUUGCUCCGCUGAAUAUUUAUUUGUACGACCGUGUCAAGAAUUGGUCGUAAUGUGCGAACGAGCAGAUUCAGACUGAACUAAGUGACCGUGGACGUUGAAGGUUUGAGGUUAGUUGGAGUUUCCUCGUCGCCGACAGUCGAAUUAUCGUCACUCGGUCGGAUUCUAACCUGCAUCUCGCUCGCUUAGCUUGACCUCAAAUGAACGAGUAAGGUUCGUAGUAAAAGCGACCAAAGCUCAACGCGCCCAUCAGGCCCAAAUAAAAGCCUCCCUGUCCCCACGCCUUAAAGCCGUCGCGUGGCGCUGACGAGCCGGGCGCUGGGCCAGGCGGCGCUGCGCCAGACCGGUGAGUUCCCACACAAAAUAUCGCUUGGUAGCACGGCGGGCACUCAAAGCCAACUAACCAUGUCUGUACAAAGUGUUGCUCUGGCAUCUCUCACGGCCACCUAUACCGACUCGGAGGGCGAGGACGGGGUGGAAGACGAGCGCCUGCAGGAGGAGAAUUCGAACACUCCCGCUAAGGGGGCCGCCCCGCAUAAUGCCCAAGUCGGUCGUCAACCCCAGGCCCGAUCUGGCACCAGUCCCAUAUCUGGAGGCCGUUCAGCCUCGCAUAGUCCCGCCGUCGGCAAGUCUGCCGGUAGUAGCGACUUGCCGGAAGCGGCCACAAAGGUGCAGAGAUUGGUCUCUUAUUUUGACGAUGCGGUAGUCUCCGAUGACGAGGGGGUGGCCGUUGCUGCGCCGCUGCCGUCGCUGUCGUCGGUGCCGUCGUCAUCGUCGUUGAUGGCAACGGGCGCGGCAAUCGUCGCGGCGACGGUCGCGGAACGCCCCGAGGAGAACGGUCUCCCGGUUGCGAUUGCUACUGGUGGCAACGUUUCUACCACCACCGUCGCUGCUGCUGCCGCCGCCGCUGUCACCGUCGGCGGUGGCGCUGAGCGUCGGUCGCCCUCCUCGCAUCCCGGAGAUUUGCUUUCAGAUAAUAGCGGCGAGGCGGGUGACAGUUACGGUGUGACGAUACCACCGGAACCGUCGGGUCAAUGUCCCGCCGAUCUGCAGGACAAAAUCGCGAGGCUCUAUAAGGAAAUGGAGAGUCGCGGGUUGGACAUGAACAUGGUGAUUCAGCAGCGCAAGGAUUUCCGGAAUCCCUCCAUUUAUGAAAAACUCAUUCAGUUUUGUAGCAUUAACGAGCUGGGCACCAAUUACCCACCGGAUAGAUUUGACCCCUUCAAAUGGAGCAAGGACUCGUAUUACGAGGAACUUGCCCUGGUGCAGAAGGCGGAGAUGGACAAGCUUGAGAAGGCGCGCAAGGAGAAGACGAAGAUUGAGAUCGUAUCCGGUACGGCGAAGCGACCCAACAGCUCCUCCAGCAGCGCCGACAAUGCCGACGCCAAAAAAAGGAAAAGUAAGUGGGACCAAGUGGCAACCGGUGGUGCUGCCGCCGCCGCUGCGGUCGCGGCAGCCGCUGCUGCAGCUGUCACCGCCAAACCCACGGUUCUUCUCACGCAACCCACCUUAACAACUCUCACGUCGUCCGGCACCAGCGCCAAACCCCCCGUUUUAUCGGCCUUCGGUUUACCGAAGAAGAGAUUGUAACAUAUCGUGUAAAUGUGUGCUGUGUAAAUAAUAUCUAUCCCCCUUUAGACAGCUAUGAGGCUGCAAAAAGGAAGGCGCACUCCUGUGCGCAAGUUGGAGACUUAGGUCCUUGGAUUAUUAUUGAAAUUUUUUCAAAUAAUAGCAUUUUAUAUUGGUAAUGGACGUUCAUAAAACUAUGGUUUUAUCAUGAAGAUUAUGUAAAAAAUUCCGUUUUUUUUUUAAAUUUAAUAGAAUCAAAAAUGCAAAAGUGUAUGAGUUAAAAGAAUUAAACUGACUUAAAAAUCCAAGGAUUUAAGAAUCCAAGAAUCUAGCCAUUCGCAAAAUGAAUAUGUAAAUAAUAUUGAUUACAAAUACCAUUGUCUGAAUGUGAAGUUGCUUGAAAAAGUAAAAAUGUUCUGGAGAUUUAUAUUCUUGAAUUUUUAGAUUUUUGUAUUUUUAAAUCCUUGUAAGGCUGUAGCUGUAUGUAAUUUGUGGGUCUUUAGAUCUAUCUCCAAAUCUUUUAAUUAAUAAAAAACGUACAAUCAGUCUCUUAAACUUACUUACAAAGCAAAAUUGUAGGAGCCGAAAAAUUAAGAGAAAAAAUGACUAGUUAUAAAAAAUACUCAUUCAUGAAUUUAAUAAUUCGAGAAUUCAAGGAUCUAAAAAUUCAUGCUUCUAUAUCUAAGAAUAAAAGACUUCAACAAUCAUAGAUUAAAGUAUAGGUACUCUAAAUAAUAUUAUUUAAAGAAUAAUCUUCACACAAAAGAUACAAAAAUACAGAAGAGAAAAUUGAAGCUUAAUGAACUUACGCCAACUUGAGUUGUCGACAUCUUUUAGAGAAAUAAAGAAAAAAUUUUUCUAAAAGAUGUAGAUAACUCAAGAACCCAAGUUGAUUAAGAUCCAAUAUUUUUUAAAUGUAAAACAAUUUAGAUCACAUUUUUUAAAUGUUUUUUAAAAGUUCAAAAAUCUGGAGAUUUAUGUGAUCUAAAAACCCAAAAAUUAACGAAUUUAGAAUACUAGCGAUCUAUAGACAUGAGAGAAACUAAAAAUUUGUAGGUUUGCAAAUUCAGAAAUCUAGAUACAACGUAAAAGGUAAAACCUUUUGUAAUACUUAGGUGUUGUAAUCAAAUUGAUAUUAGAAAUUUGGAGUUAAUCAAAACAAUGAUAGUAAAAUUUACGAAUAAUGAUUAAGUAAAAUAUAAUUUAAAGACUAUAUUCAAGAAUUUAAGCCAUAUUCUUAAAAUUUUAAAGCUCUAAGAAGUGUAUAUAUGUGUAUGUGCGCGCGCGUGUUUUGUGUGUGUGUGUGUGUGUGUGUAUUUUCUUGAAUAUUCUAUUUUUAAAUUAUAUUUUACUUGGCUGUUAUACUCUUAAAUUUCGAAAUUGAUAGUAUUCUUUAGUUCGCACAUAUACAAGUAUAUAAACUUGAAAAUUCAAGGAUUUAAAAAUUGACUAGGCUGAAAAUUUGAGAAAAUAUCCAAAGACUUAAAACAAGAAUUUAAAAACAAAGUAAGAAUCCAAAAGAAUGGAAAUUCUUAAUUUAAAAAUCUAUGUAUUGGUAAUAUAAGGCAAGUAUGCUACAAAUAAUCUAUAUAGACGAAAUAUUUUUUUCGUCUAAAUACCGAAACAAGCUGCCACUUAUCGAAUCUCUAUGAAUAACAGAAAUUGAGAUACAUUUCUAAGUUGUUUUUAUUUAUUCUUUUAUAUUUUAAAAUAUAAAAUAUAAUAGCAUCUACUUGCAUAUAUUUUAUCUAAUUAAUAUAAAACUAAACUACACAGAGAAAUUUUGUAUAAAAAAUUUCGAAAUUUAAAUUUUUGUUGAUGGAUUCUUGGUUUGUAAAAUUUUUAAAUUCUUGGCUUAUAUAGAACCAACAAUUAUGAAAAAUUGGUAUAACCGUUUUUUAUUAUAUAUACAUACAUGGUCACAGGCAAUGUGCAAAUUCAAUUGACCUCUCAAUUAAAUUAUAUACAUUAAUUAAGAAAAAUAUUUAAAAAAAAUUAUUUUUUUAAAGAAAGAAAAAAAUUUAUGAGGGAAAAAAGUAAUUUUAUCAUUUAGAUUUCUCUUUCUUUAAAAAAGGAUAUUCAAUUAUAUAUUAUUUUCUUAUUUAAAUAUUGCUGAAAAAAAUCAUUUAAUUACAUCAAAUUAGGUUGAGAUUGGAACAAUUCUUUUCUACAUGACUCUUACACUAAGGAAACAAAUACAAAAAAAAGAACGAGUGAACUUUUUCAUUAAAUCUGAUAUGUGCAAGUGUUAUCGUAUAAAUGAUGAGUAUUAGGCAAUGACUAUAAAUGCGAUGUUGUACGUAAUUGAUUUAUCGAAGCAAAGUAGACACGUUAGUAAUUAAAUAUUAAGUCUCAGCGUGCGACGAGACAGAUAGAGAAUUUAUGUACGUUAACGAUCGCGAAAUCGAUGUAAGAUGUACCGCAAGUUAGUAGGACUCAGUUUUUUUUUAUAUGAAAAGAGAAAAUGAAAUUCUUUCACGAAGAACUUUGUAUAUACACGCUCAUGUGUCAAUAGAGAGUAUGGAAUAUACAAUUAUAUAAAUUAUACAUUGUGUACUUUUCGUUAUUGAUAAUAUUAUAGUGCUAUAUGUUUCCUAUAA
This is a messenger RNA of Solenopsis invicta (red fire ant), 4277 nucleotides long. RefSeq lists its product as uncharacterized. The transcript is spliced from 2 exons. Lineage: Eukaryota; Metazoa; Arthropoda; Insecta; Hymenoptera; Formicidae. The record is from RefSeq and is a predicted model, not a curated record. Gene Ontology annotation, biological process: regulation of DNA-templated transcription. Gene Ontology annotation, cellular component: nucleus. The coding region runs from base 514 to 1698 and encodes 394 amino acids.